CAGUGGGAUCUGGUAUGUGAGAAUCGAUGGAUCAGCUUCACAAUAACAACAGUCCAGAUGGCAGGUGCCCUAACAGGAGCCUUUAUUGUUGGUUAUUCAAGUGAUAGAUUCGGACGAAGGAUCAGUCUCUACACUACCCAAUGUCUACACCUCAUAUUUAUCGCUGUUAGUGCUUUCUCUAACUCAUGGCAACUCUUUGCUGCUAUGAGAUUUGGCACUGGAAUGGUUGGUGGUGCUACUGUUGUGGUCUCCUUUCCCGCUUCUAUGGAGUUUGUUGGUAAAAAAUGGAGAGCGCUCCUUGGUGCAUUUCCAGUGUGGCCUACAGCUGCGCCAUUUUUAGCAUUGAUUACCUAUCUCUAUCCGAAUUGGCGUCAUUUUGAAUAUUUCAUUUGUAUCGUCAAUAUCCCAAUCUUGCUGGGGUUUUUCAUUGCACCGGAGAGUAUACGUUGGUUAACUGUUAAAGGAAGAAUUGAAGAAGCGUCUAAAGUAGCAUGUCUCAUUGCCAAAAGAAAUAAAAAACCACCACCAAAUACAGCGAUUUUAGAUAGAAUUGCCGAAGAAGAACGAUCUCAGAAUAGAAAUUUUUCCAGCUAUUCGUUCAUAGAUUUAUUUCGUGGAAAAAGAAUGGCACUUAUAACAUUAAGAUUGUGGCACACGUGGUUUACAUCAGUAGUAGUUUACUGGUGCCUUAUACUUGGUGUUCAGAAUAUGUCUGGUAAUUUUUAUAUCAACUUUUUCUUAGUAUCAGUCAUCGAGAUUCCUGCUGCGUUGUUGGUGCUGUUAUGGAUCAAUAAGAAGAACUUUGGUAGAAGAUGGUCAGUUGCCUCAGGGAAUAUCGUUACAUCUCUUGGUGCACUAGGUGCGAUCAUAGCUACGUUAACUGAAAGUUCCAAGGCCUAUUACGUUAAUAUUUGUGUUAUGAUUUCUAAGUUUGCUACAACAACGGCUUGGUCUGCUAUGGUGCCUUUUACUGCUGAAUUAUAUCCGACUGUGAUAAGAAAUUUAGGUUUUGGUUGUGCAGGUACAGCGUCUAGAGUUGGUGGUAUUGUUGCUUCUCAAGUCAUGUUAUUGGGAGGUUAUAUGCCAUAUAUCAUCAUUUGUAUUUUAACAGCAAUUGAUACGUGCUUAAUACUCACACUACCUGAAACACGGGGUGAAAUCUUACAAGAUACUCUUGUUGACAUUAAUAAAAACAAUGAAAAGAAAUAUCAGUUCGCCGUCAAUGAUGAUGGUUCACAAGAAAACGGUUUAUCUUCAAAAUUGAAAGACAACAUUUAA
Molecule: messenger RNA, 1278 nt
Organism: Lottia gigantea (owl limpet)
Lineage: Eukaryota; Metazoa; Mollusca; Gastropoda; Lottiidae
Exons: 7
Biological process (GO): transmembrane transport
Cellular component (GO): membrane
Molecular function (GO): transmembrane transporter activity
Source: RefSeq, a predicted model, not a curated record